AUGUCCUAUGUUGUACUCACCGACAUCAAGCGAUUGAUUCGAGAGGAGGCAAAGAACCAGGUCGUAAUGAGCCCCUACAACGUGGUUUACGACGGCAGGCGCCUCAUUGCAUGGCAGCAAGGAGAGGGGAAGUCAAACCGACAACUUUACCUCAGCAGAGGCCUCUAUUACGUUGCCUGGUUGAGUGGCACCGACCACGAGCAUGACAGCCAGUUCUCGUCGAUGACAAUGUCCACCAUUGCCUUUGGUGUUCACCAUCGGCCAGUCAACAAUGGCAACUUCCACCAUCCGGGUACUACAAAGUUGUUCAAGGGUUCAUCAGCCUGCUAUGGUUUUCUAUCGGAUAAUACUAUUGUCGAGAUAUACUCCUGCAAGACAAAUUCCUGGAGGAGGACGAAGUAUGAAUUCAUUCCUUAUGUUACCUCUAGAGGACUUUUUCUGAAUGGAUCUCUGCAUUGGCUAGUAGGAAGAGAUCGUAGUGAUUUGGACAGUAUGAUCGUCUCUUUCAAUGUUGCGGACGAGACAUUUGGGAGGCUGGUGUCCCCACUGUUGCUCGAUCUGGAUACAGUUCUUGAAGGUAUAAUGAUUUUAGAAGAUUGUCUCUUUGUAUAUCCAGAUAACUGGACUGGAUUCAAGAGUUUCACUUUUGAGGGUUGGAUACUGAGAGACUAUCCAGUAAAAUCAUCUUGGACUAGGUAUUGCAGCUUUUUGAUCGAGGAGUCCCCUGCUCAGCACUAUUUAUGAGACCCACUUUGGUUUCGGAAGGAUGGGAAAGUUCUCUUUCAUUUAGGGCAUGUGGAGCUAACUAUAUUUGAUCCAGACAAAGGUACAAGGGAUUGCCUUAAGAUCGGCGAGUUUCCCUGCAAUUUGAUUACGAGGAUUAUGUUGAGAGUCUAAUAUCUCCUUUUACAAGCUGUCAAGUCAGGAGAUCCAAGGAAGCCUAUUAAAGGCUUUAGUGGUUGGUCACGGCUUCGUUAUUGCCUGGACAUCAUUCACCAAUGAGUAUCACAUAUUUUGGUUAGUGCGUGUGAAUUCAAAGUUAUCUGUGAACCAAACUAUUGGGACUUCUAGAGCCCAUCCUAGCAUGGUCAAUUUGUCACAAGAAGACAACGUAAUGACCUAUCGACCCCGUGCUCUGCCCCAAGCUUUGGAGGACCAACCCCGUUUUGCUGUACUGCCACCAGAGGG
Punica granatum (pomegranate) is the source of this 1188-nucleotide messenger RNA. The record is from RefSeq and is a predicted model, not a curated record. NCBI's taxonomy places the organism in Eukaryota, Viridiplantae, Streptophyta, Magnoliopsida, Myrtales, Lythraceae.